AUGGAGUAUGAAUUGGAAGCCACCACCGCAUUUGAAGUUGGGACAACAUCUGAUCCCAAUCCGAGCAAGAAGAAGAAGAAGACCAAGACGCCGAAGAAGUCUGGCAAGAAGAGGAAUGAUGGCUCAAGCUCCAACCAAUCAAUUGGGUUGGACGAUGAAGAGGACGAUAUUGUCGUGGAGAAUGGAAAAGCAACCGUGCCAAAGGACAACCGCCAAGUCAUGAGAAACAAGUGGGAGAAGACACGUGCCGCCCGUGAUGCCGCGGCUACCAAAAUGUCAUCAACAUGGACGGGCAUUUUUUCAGUGAGGGAGAACAAGAAGGAGGAGAGGUACAAGAUCAUGUUUGAUGCGCAAAAGGAAAGGAUGGAGUGGGACCGGAAGAGGGUGGAGAAGAAGUUGGAAAUUGAGAGGGGGAAGAUCGAGUUGCAAAAGAAACAAGCGGCGAUCAAAUGGGAGCUGGAUAAGGCCAAGACAUUUGGCGACAUAGAGCUUGAGAAGGAGUGGUUGCAACUCGCACGGUACGCGGAAGAUGUGAGGACCAUGUUGGCCGACGAGACCCUCUAUGAUGAGCAUUCGAAGAAAUGGCUUGUGGACAAGAAGAUGGAGAUCAACGACCGUAAGAAGUACGAGGCGGCGAGGGCGGCUGCGGCCCGGAUGCAGGCGGAGGAGGCAGCCCAGAUGCAGGUGGAGCAGGCAGCUCGGAUGUAG
Molecule: messenger RNA, 708 nt
Organism: Aegilops tauschii subsp. strangulata
Lineage: Eukaryota; Viridiplantae; Streptophyta; Magnoliopsida; Poales; Poaceae
Source: RefSeq, a predicted model, not a curated record